Molecule: messenger RNA, 3096 nt
Organism: Lodderomyces orthopsilosis Co 90-125
Lineage: Eukaryota; Fungi; Ascomycota; Pichiomycetes; Serinales; Debaryomycetaceae
Product: CTD-interacting domain-containing protein
Exons: 1
Coding region: 1-3096 (1031 amino acids)
Source: RefSeq, a predicted model, not a curated record
AUGUCCAAGACAAACUCUGUUGAACCAGAGAUUGUACACAAUGUUUCUUAUGUGGAGCAGUUCAAAGAAGGCCUAAGAGAUUUGUCGGCCAAGAAAGCGGUGAUAGAGCGCAUGACCCAAUUGGCGAACAAUGCAGCUGAUGAUGCGCGCCUCAUCUGCAAAAUGAUUGAAACAAAACUAUUCAAUUCAAAUAAACAAACCAAAAUCUUUACAUUUUAUCUCAUUGAUAGUAUUAUUAAGGCUCUCCCUGCAUAUAACACCUUGUUUGCCCCUAGAAUUUAUGACUUGUUUGUUCAUGCCUACACUACUUGCAGCACCACUGAUCUUCGAGACAAAUUGAUGGAGUUGGCUGGCACAUGGUCAGGGGAUAUACCUUCAUUCUCGAAAGAUAUAUUAGACAAAGUUAACCGGUUUCUACAGAAGGCGUCCCAUGUCACUAACAAGGAAAAUAUAAAGGCACAAUUAACUCCCGAUGGAUUGACAAACGCAUUGAGGGAGUUGUUACGAUACACUAUACACUUGGAUUGGAAAUUGACCACGAUACAGGACGACUUGAAGUAUCUCAGUGAGAGAGAAUUAGGGUUGUACAAAUACUUUAACAACGAGAGAAACAACUUGGUGAGUAAGAUCAACAAUGUCUUGGAUUCUAUUCAGGAUGAUAUGAGGCCUAAAUCUGUAGGUGAGAAUAUGGCUUCGGUAUUCAUUCAAAUACCACACCAGUUCAAGCUUCAUGCGCCAAGGUAUGGACAAGAGUUGUACGAUGCAAGGCUGGCAUUGGAUAGACUUUGCCAACAACAAGACGAAUUUUUAGAAGACAUCAGAACUCAUUCUGAAUCACUUGAAACGGGACAAAAGAGAAAAGAUGCAGUUAGACAAAGGAGGAUGAAAUUCGAAAACUUUUUGCAGGAAAAUUGUGUUGUUAUUAACUUCACACCAAAAUCAGAUAUAUUUAAAAUGUCGCAACAAGAUUUCAAAAAAGUGAUACGUAAUUUUGGAAUUGUUGCUGUUGAUAAAGAAUCUGUUCAAAAAGUAACCGAUAAUAAGAUUGAAGAGCCGAGUGUGGAGUCAGUACAUAAGCGAGACCCUGAUGGUACCGAUGGAGAAAAAGUAGCUAAAGUCAAGAAGGAAGUCAUCAACGAAUCAUUACAACCAACUUUAGGCGAUGAUGUGUUAGGAUUGUUUGGCGGCUAUGGUAACAGCAGUAUAUUCGGUAACUCUGAAAAUAAAAACAGAAAAGUGACAGCCCACAAUGGUGCAUUGUUUGGUCAUUCAAGUGCGAAAGACAAAGCUGCAGAAGGUCACAAUGAUUCUUCACAUAGUUCACAUCAAUCAAAGGAGAACUUGGAUGUUGAAGUUACGCCUGUGGUAUCUUGUAUUGAUGAUGGAAAUGAAGAUCUGCAACAAGAUGGUACACAUCAAGUGUCUGAUUCUGUCAAUUUAAAAUCAGCUAAAGGUUCAAAAGGCGUCCCUGACAAGAAAGUGGAGAGUACUAUUAGUAGUUGCGAGGGAUUAAGCACGUCUGAUGUUAUCACCAAGAUAGAAAAUGAGACAGAUGUUCCCUUUAAUCUGGUGUCGUCAAAUUCGUUUCAUUCGUCUGCAAGUGUCAACCGGCAUAAAACAGAUGUAGACGGCGAUUUGGAGAUGUCAAAGGAAAAUUGGGAUCCAUAUGCUCUGGUAGGGGCUCAGGUGAACUCUAAGCUGAGUGAUCAUUUUACUCUGUCGAGUUUGGACGUUGAGAAUUUUGAUAGGACCAAGUUUAUUCUGGAUAAUUCUGGUUGCAGUGACGACAAAAAAGGUACUGCUCAUGGUGAUGGAUCGAAAUCAGAUUCUGUUGGACAAAACGUAUGGAUGCAAGACAUAGAAGACGAUUUUGAAAAUCUAGAGAGUGCUUUCAACGAACCAACGAGGCCAUUACUGAAAGACAAAGAAGAUGAUAUACCGAAUUCCGAGAGAGUUUUCAAUGAGCCAGCUAAGCCUUUUCCCUCGCCAGAGAAAUCAAUGGCAGAAUCAGCUGGUGGACCAAAAUCAAAUGAUAACCUCAAAAGAGUUGAAGAUCAGGAGACUGUUGCUGAAAAAGUGUUGCAGAAGGAAAAUAUUUCCCACAAUGAACUGUUACCACUGGCUGAUUUGGAAUCGAAUUUGCAUCAUUUCCAGCUGGAUGAUAUCCUGUAUGAUCCUACACAAGAACACCAAGGGCUUACUUCCAACCAACUAUUAGGCAAUGCAUACAAACCCUCAUUAACUAGCACAGUGUCAGCGCCACAAGUGUCAGUGUCAGAGUCAUCUGAAAAUACUGCAGACGCAAAUUCAGAUGUAUCCCUGGCAAAGCUUGAACAACCAACUCCACCCCUUCCACCUCAUACAUUGGACUCGAAUUCAUAUCCAGUUCCUGGCGGCUCAUCGUUAGAUUUUGAUGCUUCACAGAUUGGGUUUAGACCGCCAACACCCCCAAAUGCAUCACAUGCACAUGUUAUUAGAUCAAAAGAUUCGCCCGUGGAACAACCAGUUGGUCCACCACAAGCUUCUAACUCGUUAAAGAGGUUAAGAACAUCACCGGGGGUGGAAGAAAGUUCUUGCAAAAGAUUGAAGCUGUCGCCUUCACAACCAUUAGAUUCUAUGGACUCUAAUUCGCAUAAAGUGACAGCAUCAGUGGCACCACCACCAGCAGCGGCACUGGCAGUUACAGAUGAAGUAAAUCCAGCUGAAUUCAAACUGUUCGAAAACAUAGCUCAAAAGUCAGAAACUGAUGUGCCCCCUCCACCAAGUAAAUCCGAACUUGGUAGAAAGCUUAGUCUUAGUGAGUUUAAGUUAAAAAGACAAAGGACUGAUUUGCAUACGGCGCCAUUAGCAAUUUCUUUAGCACUGGCCAAUGACAGUGUAAGCAAUGCAAAUACAGCACUGACCACUACUGCUACUACUAUUACUACCACCAAUGCUACUACUGCAUCAACCGUUCAGCGAUCAUUGUCGAAUCAACCUGCUGGAAAACUACACCCCCCAACUGGCUUGAGAUCAAUUCUUCGGGACUCUGUAUCUGUAGAGGGGGAAAAUAAAGUGAGGAAAAGAGUUAGGUGGGAUCCUGCAUUAAUUGAAUAA